This is a messenger RNA of Nilaparvata lugens (brown planthopper), 1766 nucleotides long. It is a transcript of the gene Trs31, whose product is annotated as trafficking protein particle complex subunit 5. Bases 382 to 957 code for a protein of 191 amino acids. Lineage: Eukaryota; Metazoa; Arthropoda; Insecta; Hemiptera; Delphacidae. The transcript is spliced from 4 exons. Gene Ontology annotation, biological process: endoplasmic reticulum to Golgi vesicle-mediated transport. Gene Ontology annotation, cellular component: TRAPPIII protein complex; TRAPPI protein complex; TRAPPII protein complex. The record is from RefSeq and is a predicted model, not a curated record.
AGUCAAAUUGUCUGACGGUCAACUUGCAGGGCGAUCAACUUGCAGGACGGUCAAUUUGCAAGACGGUGAAAUCGUAUACAGCUGCCUGUCAAAGUUUUUAGGUUAGAAUUCUACGUUUGAUAAAAAUAAUAAUCUCUGAUUCUGCAUUUUUUUAAACUGUGAAUUCUGUUGAUUGCAAUUUGUGUUUCAUCAAUUGUAAUAUUCCUUUCUUAUUAAACUUAUUUUUCAAUCAUUAUUGAGCUUUGUUAGCACAGAUAAUUAUUUGUUUGCUGGUUCUAUCAUGAACUAAGUGCCCAAAAUCAAGUUAUAUUCAUCAUCUGAUUACCUCAGACCAAUUUCAAAGUAUAUAAACGUUCGUAUUGUUGUCUGCAUACAUUCAAAAUGAAUAACACAAUCACAAUUUCCCAAAUUCGUCCUAAAAGUAUACUGGACAAGUCUCUGAGCAAAGGUAGAGGCGAAGUUAGUUUGAGCUGUUUUGCCCUUCUAUUCUGUGAACUAGUUCAGUAUUGUCAGAAUAGAGUCUACACUGUGCCAGAGCUGCAAAACAAAUUAGCUGAAAUGGGGCAAGAAGUUGGUGUUAAACUUCUGGACCUAUAUUUUGUUCGAGAGAAAAAUUGCAAGAGAGAAAAUAAAUUGCUGAAUAUGCUGCUCUUCAUCAAAACUACGCUAUGGAAGGGUCUUUUUGGAAGAGAAGCUGAUAAACUGGAGCAUGCCAAUGACGAUGAGAGAAUCUAUUACCUAAUUGAGAAAGAACCGUUGGUAAACCGUUACAUUUCCGUACCAAAGGAUAAAGGAAAUCUCAACUGUGCUGUAUUCAUCGCUGGCAUUAUAGAGUCGAUUCUCAACUGCAGUGGCUUUACCGCAAAAGUAACUGCCCAUUGGCACAAGGGAACAACUUACAUGGUGCAGUUUGAUGAAUCAGUUAUCGCAAGGGAUAAACAGAUGGAAGAACGCUGAACGUCAUGAACAAUCACCAGAAGCCGUUCUCUAAAAUUCACAUAUUAUUUCAUCAAUUAUUCUUUGUAUCACGGACUUGUACUCAAUAAUCAUGAUUCCAAAUCAUAGUCGUACAAAACAUAUUGAAGACAUGUUAUUCUAAGUUACUUCAAAAGUUCUCAAAACUAUACUUAGUAACAAUGGCACGGUUGCACAGAAGCCGGUUAAAUUUUAACCGUGAUUAAUUCUUCAAGAACAAAUCAGAGAAGGCGUUUUUGAAAAGACGGCUUAUCUUAUUGGUUCUCGUGAAAUUAAUCACGGUUAAAAUUUAACCGGCUUUUGUGCAACCGGCACAAUGUUUUGUGCUUCAAGAUCAGACAAUUUUAAGUGUUAAACCAAGAAUAAUUGGACUUUCCAUUACACUUUCGAAACAGAGUUCUGUAAUUUAUUCAUAGAAAAUAGAAAUAUUAUAUUUUAUCAAAUAGUAAGGGCUUAGUCUUUUUUUUAUUCACAACCCUUAUGAUUAUAAAUAUGUGUUUUGGCAUUGAUGAAUAAAUGAAUAUUCCUUGGAAUGCUAGUUCUCAAUAAAUAUUAUCUCAUAUUACCUGCAUUGGCAUUGGCUACCUGCUGUUAUAUAAAUAAAUAGAUAAAAUAAAUAGAGAUGAUAGAAAGACAAAUAUGUUCAAAUAUGUUAAGGUACUUAUCAAAUACAUUCACUUGUGCAAAUGUAAUAAAAUUAAAUGAAUUACAAGUUCAUCCGUCAGAGAGAAUUUAUUGACUUUUUGUCUAUGUAUAAUAUAAUUAAAUUCAUUAAAAUCUCUACUGGAAAA